AUGAAGCCUCUCAGGCCAUUUCCCUUUCCGCUCAACAUUGGAACGGACAUUUGCCGCAUCUCUCGCAUCUAUGCCAUUCUGAGGAGCCCUCGUCGGGGCACGCGGUUUGUGAAGCGCAUCUUUGCUCCGGAAGAGCAGGCGAGGCGGGAUUACAGGCUGCAAUGCCUCGCACGGGGGUUGUCGGGGAUGGUGGACGUGAGCAGUGACGAGAUUGCGAGGCGGGAUCCGGAGUGGUGGGCGGCUGCUUCGUUUGUUGCUGGGAGGUUCGCAGCCAAAGAAGCGGCCAUCAAAGCCCACUCGCAUCGCCGCCUCACCUUUCACGACGUGGUGAUUGAGCGCCGCGGGAGGAACGAGGAGCGUCUUGGCAGCGGACCGCCUGUGGCGCGGAUCAAGGGCCGGGGAGGGGAGGAUGGUGGUGAGGAUGCGAGCGCGAUGAUUUCCAUCAGUCAUGAUGGGGAUUAUGCUACGGCGGUUUGUAUGGCGCAUGAUCCGAGUGUUGUGGGUGGAGGGGAAUGUUGA
Molecule: messenger RNA, 519 nt
Organism: Trichoderma reesei QM6a
Lineage: Eukaryota; Fungi; Ascomycota; Sordariomycetes; Hypocreales; Hypocreaceae
Exons: 3
Coding region: 1-519 (172 amino acids)
Biological process (GO): fatty acid biosynthetic process
Molecular function (GO): holo-[acyl-carrier-protein] synthase activity; magnesium ion binding
Source: RefSeq, a predicted model, not a curated record